This is a messenger RNA of Amoebophrya sp. A120, 13513 nucleotides long. Lineage: Eukaryota; Dinophyceae; Syndiniales; Amoebophryaceae. The record is from the annotation of a GenBank genome assembly.
UCAAGCAUCAUCGAUUUAGCCGUCGUUCACAGAUGAAAAAAUAGAAACAUUUGUGAAUAUGUGUUAUAGCAUCUUCAAAUCAGUGUUGUCGGGAGAGAACUGAAAUCGAAGUUCGAGUGAUCGAGAGAUAAAAGUCGGACAAUUGUUUUAUGAGAAUCAAAACUCGGAAGCUUUUCUUCAUGUAAGCUUUUAUCUGCUCGAGAGAAAUGCAAUACAAAUCGUUGUUUGCUUCUUUGAAUGUUUUCUCUGUUUCAAUCAACAUCAACAUCAACUCCUUCCCAAUGAACCCGUGUGACUAUCGUGGCUCAAGCCACUAUUAUUGAGUAACACUCUGUUAAAGAGUUUCGAACAAAGAAUCACAAAAACUGAAUGAGCCUUCGACUGCGUGAAGUAUCUCCUUCACGCACCUGAAAUCCUGUUCUUCUCCCCGCAUUCACUUCGUGUGAACAACAGCGUCAGCCUCGAGAUUCGAGUGUAAGUUCACGAAAGACAACACUGAUCAGAAGAUCUAGAACAAGGUCUCCUUAAAAAGCAGUGGUAGCGGAUACGCGAGGUUUUAUCGCAGUAUCCUGUGCAGGAAGGACUUUGAGUACGACGAGCCCGGGUACAAAGAAAGGUGAUUACGCUGAUGAUUCCGGAAACCAUCGACGCGUCGAUGACGUCGGUGCCGCCGGGAUUAGGAGAAGUUGUCAUGGCGCUGGAGAACGCUGUGACGGUCCCCGUGUCGGGUAGUCCGAUCGAGGACGAAGGGUACCGCAUGGAUUCCGGUUUCUCCGGAACCACGUUCCCCGCCAAGACUGUUGUUGCUGCAGGAGUUGGAAUUCCGCCUCCGCCUCCUCUGUCGCCGGCCACGUGCGCGAACUGGCAACACCAGAGUCGUCUGGCGCGCGAGCGUGAGGAAGCAUCGGGAGUGAAGCGUCCGCGGUUUUCUGAUCCGAAUGCGGUUCCGCCGAUGCCGCCACCGAAGAUCCCCGAGGGAGUUGUUCUCGUCCCGAAGCCGCAAGGUGUGCUGAAUACCGGAGCCUACAACCCCCAGUUGGGAGCAGGCAAUAAUCUCAGCGGAGAGAACAACUACGGAGGACCAUCUGCAUACGACAUUGCAAACAAUCUGCAGACGCAGGCGGUGGCGCAGGAGUUGAAACGGAGAACCAGCAUGCUUGGCCACGCUGGUAACUCUUUGAAGCAGGAUACCGAGCUGAUGCAGGGUAACCUCGAACAGGUCGCAAACGCUGCUCUGCAUCUGAACCAACAAGACCAAGAACUUGCUGCUGAGCUGCAGCGCCAGUAUGGAAUCGCGAAUACGCAUCAGGAGGUGAUUGGCGUGAUCAACAAAUACAACAACGACACUCACAACAAUCUGCAACAGGAAGGAAAGCAGAUUCAGGAAGCGUUUAACCACGUGAGCAGCGAGUUUCGCUGCGUAAAGGAAAACUUCAGCGGAAUUGAAGCAAAAAUCGCGAAGCAAGUUGCCGACAGCAGAGAGCAACAGGCAAAAUUUGGUGACCAGUUGACCAGGAUCGCAGAAGGAAAUGCUGAGGAGCGAAAAGCAUUUCGUGGCAUCCUGAGCGAAAUGCAGGACGGUUACCUGAAACACGUCGGCGCGCUCGAAGGCAAGAUUAAUCGCAUCAUCGAAGAACGCAACGCGGAAGUAAGUGAUCCAUGUCCUUCUCCUACGCUGGGCGAGAAGAAGAUGAUCAAUCAGAUCAAGGAGCUGAGUGAAAAGGUCUUGCAGCUCCAGUCCGCAUCUGCGACGUCUUCUUCCUCAUCGUCAGGAGCCAGCAAGAAUUGGUACCAGGUCGGAAAUGCAAACGAUACUGUUCUGCAUGACGAUGAUGCGUCGGUCACCGAAGAACCAGUAAACCUGGGUAAGAUGACCGAGGAGAAGAGGGAAUUCUUCCAGCGCUACGCGAAAGCAAACGGACUAGCGUCGGAUGCUUUCGGAAUCCCUGCUGCAAACGAAGAGAUUGAGCGGUUGCGCAAGCUGGCGGAAGCGAGCUCUCCGGCAACUGUGGAAAAUCCCACGCAGCAGCCGUCAAGUCCGCUGGAAACUAUCAGUGACAUGAGCAACCUGAUCAAGGCGUUUAUGGAGCAACAAACGCGCACUAAACUCGCGGAAGAAGAGAAGAAGGUUGCCGGCUUCCGCGUGACGUCUACUAACAGCAUGGAAGCUAACCUCAAACAGUUAAGGUUCCAUGUGCCGCAACUACCCACCGCGGUAACAGACAAUGCAAAUAACCAAAACCAGGGUGUGAGCGGUGCAGCCGCUGCCUCAUCCUCGAGUCCCAGCGGUGCGGGAUUCAACGGGUACACGAACAACUUCGGGGGAAGUGGCACUCACGGUUUUGGGCAUGGUUUUGUUCCGCCGAAUAUUCCGGGCUUCCCAGGGGGUUAUCCGGGAUCGGGGAAUGGAAACGGUACGGGCGGUGGAAAUGGAAACGGUGGUUACGGCACGUACGGUGGAAAUGGAAACGGCGGAUCCGGACCGAACGGUGGAAAUGGAGAUCCCAAUGGAGGGAACGGACCGAGCGGUGGGUCUGGAUUUGGAAACGGACCGUACGGUGGAGGCGGUGGAAGUCCGGGUGGUGGAGGACCGCCAGGCGGAUUUCCUGGGAUGCCGAACUUCGCACCCGAGAAAAAGAAGUUUAAGUUCUCGCGCAUCCUGUUCGAGUCGAAAUACUGCAAAGAAAACAGUAUUGAUCUCGACAAUGGCGAAAACGCUUCUCCCACGCUGCUGCUCGAGAUGAAGGACCGCAUGCCGGAAGGACCUUGUCCCUCGAUCAAGGCAUACUCUGAUUUGUCCGGCUGGUUCCGUGCAGUGGAGUCGUAUCUCCGGAAGACUUACAAGAAUCCGCGCGAUUCCUGGCAGGUUUUGUUUCCGCACGAGUACGAGGCAGGUUUCAUCGAGGAACUCAUCUUCGACCUAGAGGAUGGCAUCAAGUCCGUGUCGAAGUUUCAGCAUUGCAUCCCCGCGGGAAUGAAGCUGAACCUCCGUGGGAUCGGUCUGAGACGAAACGUGAGAAGCACGCUCACGUUCGAGAACCUGCUGAACGUCAUGUACGCCCGCUAUCCGAGUGGGUUCAUCGUGAACAGGGCGGAACAGGACAGGUUCCAUUUCUUCAAGAAGAAGAAAACCGAGUCGUUGAAAAUGAUGCUCCUCCGGUACUGCGACGCCGCGAACGACGUCGGAGUAAAUCUGUUCCCGGUCCGUACCGAAGAUCGUACGCUGGUUUGGGAGCAGCUGAUGAUGAAAAUGCGCAAUCAGGACGGGACGAACGAUUGGGAUCCGAAGAUCACCAUCGAGUUCAUGAUGCAUCCGGUCUACGCGACGCCGCGCGUUCCCUACAUUGAGCGCAUGGUGGAGUACUUGGACUACCGCGAAGGUCUGGAAGCUUUGCAGCCGGGAAACAACGGUAGCAAGGAAAUUGGCACCGCUCCGCAGAUUCACGCGCUGCAGGAAGAAAUCGCUGCUCUGCAGGAACAGGCGGGGGCAAUCGGUGAAAACCUGACCGAAGAAGAGGUUGCGGCAGCAAAAGCCAACCCGAAGAGUCCGUACAAGUACAACGCCGUUAAGAAGUGGGGAAACUGGCCUGGUGCGGCGAACAAUCGCGCCGCGGGAACUAGCGGUGCUGGUCGGGGAAACUUUCGUACCAAGAGGAUGCAGGGAAAGAUGAGCACCCGGUGCAGAAAGUGUCUAUCGCGCAAACACACGACCGAAGAAUGCAGGUUCAAGACCAAGGUGUGCUCGGUCUGCUUCUCGCCAGAUCAUGAACGGAAAGAUUGCAAGGAAGCUCCGAAAAAUGAUCCGGUGACGAAGGUGCUGUUCGCUAAGGACUUCGCCGGGAAAUCCAAGAUGGAAAAGGUCGCCAUGAUCUUGGAGGCCCUGGGACCCGAUGAGGCAGAUACCGUGAUGCUGACGUGCAUCAGCAACAAGGAUCAAGAGCGGUGUUUUAUCCUGACCGAAGAGGAUCCGGUGCGGGAGCAAGACGCGUGCUUUUGCAACUGCGAAGUUUUCGUCACCGAGGAGGAAAGCGACAUCUGCUUCCCGUGCGAGGAUGGUUUCCAAGCCUAGGGGCCCGGAAUCCCAACGAAAACUCGCCGAGUAGUAAAAACGAAACUUUGGAUUUAGGUCCGAAACCGGAAGAGGUGGCUCCAGUUUCUGAUCGACAAGAUGUUGCUGAGCUUGAUUUUCCUGACUUUGUGUCAACCGCACUGAGCCGUGCAAAUUUCUCUUCUACAUCCCUCGAGCCAACAAGUUUCUCUGUGCACGAUGUGGUUGACGAGGUGAUGGGUCUCUCGAUGCCAGAAGUUCUUCUUUCGCGAAUUCCAGAAGAAGAACAAUCAUCACUACCUCUUUUGAAGCCGAGCACUACCGGCAAUUCCGAGAAUACAGCAAGUAAAAUUUAUGAAAGUAUGAAGUUAUCGGGCUUCACGACUCGCCUAACUACCGGCGUCGAGGACGUGCUCUUCACCACCGAAAUUCAUACCGUCCAGCUUGACGACGGGUACAGCCAGAACUUGUAUUUGACUGAAGAAACGGGAUCCAGCAGUGCGCGCCGUGCAAACGAACACGGUGUUGAAACUCCCGAAGAAUCCGCUGACGGAGAUAAAGCCUCCGGAAUAGGCGGUAGCAAACGAAAAAUUAUCAAGAGAAUUGUUCUACCUUACAAAAUCACCGAUGUAAAUGACGAACUUUAUUGCAUCGGAUUCGAGCGGGCUACUAUUACCGACUCGGGUCCGAACCUACUUGGACUGAAACUACGAGACAAGUGCUUUCUGACUUCGGUCAACGAGCCCGGUGUUCCGCUGAUGAUCCGCGGGCACAACGGCGCGAAGGUGGUGGAUUUUGAAGGGAAAAAUCAAAUCUACAAAUCCGUCUUCGACUUAAACCGAGACGAUUUUCAACUACUUCGCGAAAUCCAAAAGCGAGUCCCAGCAGACCAGUGGCUGCGUCCGGUGUUCUCGUCUAAGAUUAAGACGAAGGGACAACUUCCACUGCGGUACGAUUACGACGAUCUGACGAUCGGGGACUAUCGCAAAUUUGUCAAGCAAAGCGCUGCUCUUCCAUCAAAAGACUUUCCAGCAGAAGGCGAAGUUGCACAUCGAGUCGUCGAGUACGAUUCGCGGGCAGAGGAGGAGUUCGUUGCCGCUGCCAAGCAACUGGAAAGAGAAAAGCUUCGAUGCAUCGACAGUACCGGACCAACGCCAGCUGACGUGUACGCCAAGCCGACAGUGGUCAACCUCUACAACGAAGGAUGUCACUGGAAAGACCAGAGCAGUAUCCGACGCUGGAUUGCGAUGGAUCCGCUCCGUAACGUGUACGUUGGUCGGCCAUCCAAAUACGGAAAUCCGUUCCGGGUAGGUCGUGAUGCAGGUACGAGGAAGGAAGUUUGCCACCUUUAUCGUCAACAUCUGACUCGAGAGGGAUUAGAUGUCGAAGCGAUGCUCGAGCUUUCCGGAAAGAAUUUGGGGUGCUGGUGCAGCCCGGAAGAAUGCCACGCGCGUGUGCUGGUUGAUAUCGUCGAGCAAGGACUGUGUGGCGGUUGUGAAACUGCUGGUCCUACUCAGCACGGAGGAGGCUCAAGCUCCAGUGCUGCUCCGCGAAACCAGUGGUACGCUCGACAAGAAUUUGAAGAAUUUCAGGAAGAGGCGUACUGGGAAGUAAGCGAGGAGUCGCUGAAACGCAGCGGGGAUGUUGGAAGUUACGCGGUACUGCGCGUGCUUGACUACGACAUCGAAAAGUUGCCACCCACCCCGGAGUUCCUCAAAGAUAGGAUUCGUCUGCGCCGAGUAGUUGAUGUACAAAAUCAAAAGCGGCUACUACCAGAUGUGGUGAACAGCUGGGCGAAAACCAACAACGCGUGGGAGGAACUACCUGUUGAUGGUCAUCGUCGCUACGUCUCGAUUGACUACUAUUAUCACAUAGCUGACGACGCUGCAAACCAACAAACAAUAGCCGAAAGGACGCGUGCUUUCAAGCUGCGCGGGCGUUUGUCGUCGGAUUCCCACGAGCGGGCAAAGAUUGUUCGCGGCAAGAUGCAGUGCGGCGAGAUCGGAAAAGGUCUGCUAAAAUCCGGGUACCAUCGGGAAAAGCAGGGAGAUGAAAAUCCCAGUCACCGCUUGAAAGUACCAGGGCAUCUUGACAAGGUGCGCAUCUAUACCUGUCGCGACAUCAAUGAUUUGCCGCCCACGAUGAAACUCUUCGGUCGCCGCGUGCGAGUGCAGGAAGAGGAGGAGAUACAAGAGCUACUUCAGGGAAAACCGCAUCUGCAGACCAACAUGGACUCGAAGCGAACCAUGACUGGCUUUUCUGACGAAAUGAUUGAUGCGAUUCCGAAGAAGUUUAUCUCGAGACUCGUGAAGGACAUGCGUGAGGAUCAUCAGAAAAAGUUAAUUCUGAUCGACGACGCCGGGACUGGCAUGGCAGUGGCGAUUGGGGAGCGUUUGAAAUCAGCCGGAUCGGCAAACCUGGUUUACCAUGGUAGCGCCGCGAAAGAGCUGUUUGUCCACGACCUUACCCUGUUGCCCACCGGACAUGCAAUCCGAUACAGUCCUGAGGAGCGCCUACGAGUAGACGCUACUAUUUCUCCGUGCCAGCUAGUUCCGGAAGAGACGCGACGGAAGCUGCGAGCAGUGCAGGAGGUGUUGGUGCACUCGGGGAAAAUAGUAAGCGAGAAGGACUGCCUGGAGCAGUGUCGGGGCCGGUUGAAGAAAAUACCGGAGGAGACUCUGCUCGAACUCGUUCGUCUCGUACGACGGGAUUCCAUGGCGGGACUUCACUACGGGCUGAAAAAGCGCAAUAAGUCUUUGCAGGCUUUUGACCCGUGCGCGGCGGCGAUGAGUGGUGGUGUGAGUUUGCUGGACACUACUUUCAUUACCGAAAAUGAUGUCAUUUACGCUGUAAUCGGCAUUCUCAGUUUGCCUGAUCGUCGUAGUGGCUCAUUUGUUGCCGGCACAAAAUGGAAGUUGAGCAGAAUGAUGCAGGGGAUGUCGUUCACGGAUGAGGAAAAGGACGACCUCACGAAGGGCAUCAUGAUGCAGCUCCACCAGGGUCUUGGUCAGCGUUUGUUACAAGGUCGCGGGUCUCCAUCACAAGACGACGUGAUGCGGGCGAUUUAUUUCUUCUUGCAACACAAACUGGUGAGGAGAAAGAUCUACGCUGACGCAGGCGGAGAAAAUCUAGGGAUGGAAGACUGGGUGAGUUUGGUGAAAACUGGGCGAGAAAUCUGCAUUCUCCCCACCGGCGCCCCGGUCUACCAGCUGGAGAGAAGAUUUUUGACGAUGAAAAGUCUUCAUAAACGUCUCCGGCGCAUCCCGGCGUUCGCGCGAAUGCCACUAGAAAUUCUCCUGUCGGAAAUCCAUGAAGUCCUGAGCAAUCUCCCUUGCGUGGCGAAGAAGGGGAGGACUUUUGCAAUGGAAUUCUGGGGCGUAGAGGAAAGUGCAGUUGACAUGGUGGUCCACCCAGACGACGAAGCGGCGUCGUCCCUGGACGCCAAUGCCACCGAGUACAACAUGCACCGCCUACAUCAAGCUCGUGCCAGGAUCUGGUCCGAAACGCUGCAGAUGGUCACUGAAAAGUCUUUUAUCGACGCUGUCGAGAAGAUUUUGGCUAACUGCCGGGCUAGAAUUCGGUUGGAGAACGACAGCGAUUUUGAAAUCGGCGAGCUGGUAAAUAAGUACGAACCUAAGUCGAAAACCGACACCGUGGUGCGCAUAAUCGGCAAGGAGAUGAACAAAGGUGCAGCCGGUUUUACCUUCGUGGUGCAGGGAAAGCGAGGAAUUAGCCGCGUGAGUCCCAAUCUUCUCUCUCCUAUCGUCGAUUUCGAUCGUCUAUUGGGCAUUCCGUUCAAUUUGCAGCCUGUUUCCGAGCUGGACUACAAGAAGGGUGGAAAACUCCACGAGGCACAACAACAAUACCUUGCUGACCGUAAAGAGUACGAGUCUGAGUUAAUGCAGCCCGCAAGGGUAGCUACCCAUGACGGGGGUUCGCCUUUCUUUGUUUUAGCCCCCCGGGCGGGGACCGAAGACGUCAAAGAAAAUUCGAAAAAGCAAAAACAAGUAGCUGCUGAUGGUCUUCAGCUGGAGGAUGAGGAUCUUGAAUUCGAAUUUCUGAAAGACGACAUCGGAGAUAUCAACAUCAACAAGGACGACGACAUCCAGCUUUCCGACGAUGAGAAGGAGGCUGUGGAGGAUCCAAAUGAGCAGAUUGGCGCUGCUGCUGCUUCCUCGGUCGACGACCCGCUGUUUGAAGAUAUCACAGAAUUUGUCCACGCAAAUCUGGAAACUCGGUUGGAAAGGAAUACCGAGUGGAAACGUUUGGUCGAUGACGAACCGGGAGAACCAGGAGACAGCGAGCCUGAAGAAAUCCCGGCUGAAUUCAAAGAGAUGCACGAAUUCAUGAAGCUGCCAAGUCGACCGAACCGACGCGCCCUCGACAAGCUAAUGUCGCGGACCCCUGCGGGCGUUGUAAAAGAAGAAGACCUGUUGUGCGGCCUUCUCGAGCACGCACUUUUUCCUUCGUGCGACGGCGUGAAAAUUGUUCCGAAAUCCAUUGAGCUGCUGGACGAAUAUCUUCCUGAGGAAGCUCGUGCGGGUUUGUCACACCCCCAGCUGCAGUCGGAUCACCUUCUGGUGUGGAACAAGAACACAGUGCGCUUCGUGCACAGCAAGGAAGAAUGGGAAAAGCAUGGAAAAGGAAAAGUGUUGCGUCUGGUCUACUGGAAGCUGUUGCCGCUGAAGAGCUACGAGGAGCUUGGACUAAUUUCCAUAUUCGACCCGAAAGUUGCAAAGCACAUCGAGGUCGUGAAGAAACUGGUAGCCGCCAUGAAGUGGCCGGAUUGCGAUCACUCGUUUGUCGAGUCGCCUACUGGUCUCAACAUCCCGAAGCUUCUUGUCGCCGCGCAUCUGAAAGAGUGGAAAAGCAUGUUUGACGACGGGCUAGUCGAGAUCUAUCGUCCCGGCAUGCUGUGCUCCUCCGAGCGCGUACUUCCCGGCAGAGCAAUAUGUGACUUAAAGUUGGUUACACCGUUCCACUUUAAGGUCGCUAUUCGGGUCGUACCCGGCGGACACCGCAGUUCAGUUUCAGCGACAGCAGAAAGUCCUACGGUGGGCGAGUAUGAUAUCAACCUGAUUUUGAACUCGCUCCGUCAUGUUCGCGGACGACGCGUGGUGAAAAGCGGCGACGUUCCGCGGGCGUUUUUACGCAACCUGAGGUUUCGACUGGAGAACCGUCCGAAGUUCACCUUCCCGGCGAACAUCGUGCAAAACGAUGUGUUGACAGCGCUAAAAUCCAAUUUUGGGAUUGACAAGUCGACUAUAAUCUGUAUGAACAUCAGUUUAUACGGAUUACGGGAAGCGGCUUUGCUUUGGUUUCGAACCAUCAGCCAGUUCCUCGAAUCCAUCGGGUAUCGGUCCACGCCAGAAUCACCAUGCUGCUUCGUGAAAGGUCACUCGAAGGCGUGCUUGCACGUCGAUGAUCUCCUCUUCGCCGGCAGUGAGGAGGACUUCGCAGACUUCUCGCGACAGAUGAAAGACCGUUUUCAACUCGAAGCGUGGUCUGACGCACGAGAUGGGUUGAUAUAUACGGGCAUCUACAUCAAAUACGACGAAGACGGCAACUGCAUCGACACCAACAUGAGCCACAAGAUCGCCGAGUUGGAUGCGGCCGAUGUGAAGUUCGAUGGCGAUGAGAAACAAGUGCUGGACGAGAAGGAGGUGUCCAAGCUGAAGGCCAUUCGCGGCUCCCUAUUGUUUCUGUGCCGUCGCCAUAUCGAAGCGAAGUUCCCCACUCGUGCUCUUGCGCUGGGAAAGGACGAAUUGAAGGACCGUCGGUGGCUUGAAGCCCACGGGUCUAUCGUUUCGCGACUGAAGCAGCAAACGUCCGGAGUCAAGUUCGACUUGUCCUACACUGACGAGAUGAUCGUCAUGUUCCCGGAUGCCAGCUAUCAGUUUCCUUCCGCCGUUGAGGAGGCACAAGCCUGUGAGGACGUGUUGGACGCAGUGCGUGAUUUCCAGGGCGUGGAAGUGUACGCACCUGGCGAAAUUGACCUUCGCCGAAGUGCUGCUGCUGACUUCAAGUCCGGUGGAAUUUCCCAGUUCACGUUUGAAGAAGCACAAGUUGUCUCCCAGAAGUCGGAAACGGCGCGCCGUGAGCGAAAACGUUUCUCUGCUCUGGCCAUCCCGACUAACGAGAACGACUCGACCGCAGCCAGCGCACUUCGAAUGCGACCAGUACUAGGCUUCGUUGUGGUCUCCGUGUCGAAAGACGACUUCCAGAAGUACCUGAAGAAACAGAAACAGGCGAGACGCGUUAUGACACUCAAAGAGUGCGAUGCUCUCGAGUUGUUUCACAUUCGUUGCUCCUACCUCGGUAGUGACACGAUUUUCUGUUCCGGCGUCAAGGGAAGUUCGUACUCCGCGGAGUUGGAAGUCCUUGCGGAAUGUAUCCCCGUGUUGGAGAUGAUCCUGCAGAAGUACCAACGAUGGCAGCUCGAGGUGGAGAGUUGCAUCCUGUCUGAUUCCAAAAGCGCGAUCAGCAGGAUUAUGUCCAAGUCGGUGAUCAGCAACUCCGACGCGGAAGUUUUUAAGCCGCUUGCAAAGUGCAAGGACUGGUACUUCCGAAGCAGUUGGGAACUUGGAAGUGUGACGGAUUUUUCGAAUCCGGGAGACUGUUUGACCAAAGUCCCCAAGGGUCACAAGCUCCAGGAGUUCCUCGCGCUGCUUGCCGGUUCUCUGCAGAUGCCGCUGGGACAAAUGUACGUUUUCCAGCGUACCUACCGCUGGGAAAAGCCGUUGAAACCAAGUGAAACUGAAAUCUAACGAUCGAAGAUUUUGAACAACGUGUAUGAUGAAAAUUUUAUUUCUCACGAAAAAUGAACGACCCGCUGUUUCUCGUCCGCCGCAAAUAUCAAUCAGCAGUUUUGUCUACGGUGGUGUACGAUCAAGAACGUUUCGAGCUACGCAUUUGGAAUACCGAGUCCCGCGCUUUUCAGACAACUUUCUCUACCACGCGGACCGGAAAUCAGUUUCGUUUUCUCUGACGACAGGAUCCAGAAAAUGCACGACUACCUGUUUGUCUUCUUUUUGACCGAGAACUUCUUUUGCAACCGUGCCAGGAUUUUCUGUCCCCGGUGCGCGUCUUUUGCGAUUUUGCCUUUCCAGAAAUUUUGGGAUUUUGAACUACAAAGGACCUACCUCUAACCGAAGCGGGUGUUUGGUUCCGUCGUUCACUAAGGUUACCUGUGGAAAGGAACGAAGCGCGAAACCUGUUUCAAUCCGGCGAUCAGCGAGAGUUGACGCAACUUUUCUUCGUGACGAUAACGAUUUAGCUGGAACUCAGUUUCACUGGUGGAAAGCAGUCACGAUUGGAAAUACGUGGAGCAGGAAGGAUGGAGGAUCACUCGUCUUCUUUUUCUUUUCUCACCGCCCCCCGGCCACUGUGAAUAUGUGUUAUAGCAUCUUCAAAUCAGUGUUGUCGGGAGAGAACUGAAAUCGAAGUUCGAGUGAUCGAGAGAUAAAAGUCGGACAAUUGUUUUAUGAGAAUCAAAACUCGGAAGCUUUUCUUCAUGUAAACUUUUAUCUGCUCGAGAGAAAUGCAAUACAAAUCGUUGUUUGCUUCUUUGAGUGUUUUCUCUGUUUCAAUCAACAUCAACAUCAACUCCUUCCCAAUGAACCCGUGUGACUAUCGUGGCUCAAGCCACUAUUAUUGAGUAGCACUCUGUUAAAGAGUUUCGAACAAAGAAUCACAAAAACUGAAUGAGCCUUCGACUGCGUGAAGUAUCUCCUUCACGCACCUGAAGUCCUGUUCUUCUCCCCGCAUUCACUUCGUGUGAACAACAGCGUCAGCCUCGAGAUUCGAGUGUAAGUUCACGAAAGACAACACUGAUCAGAAGAUCUAGAACAAGGUCACCUUAAAAAGCACAUUGGUGUUUCAGACGUACACAAAUUGUUGUUGCAAAUUGCAAGCGUCAUGGCCUAGCCCCCCUAGACCAGUAGAACAGGCCAUCGCUGGUGUCGUGGUAGGGACCAAAGCGGAGAUACAGAUUACGAAGGUUUCCCCGCACAUAAGAUUUAAAAGCAACAGUAUAUUUAAGUACAUGGGUUGUACCAGCGGUGGGUCGGUGUUUUUGUUUUAUCGACAAGAAGUAGAAUCAAUACUUGAAGUACCUUGUGCUUGCGCAGUGCAAUAACAGCUCAGGAGCUGGACGCGCCGCGGCAAAGCCAAAGGUGAAUAGUGGCUAUCUCCCAGCUGCUGCAGUGCCAGUGUCACAGCGUAGAACCCGUUCAUCUUGGCUCUAACGACCGCAGCGCGACAGAAUGAUGGACGUCCUUUUCAUGGUGUUGGACUUUAUGUCCGAAUAUAAGUGGUAUUUGCUAAUCUUGGGCUGGAUCGUUAUGCAAUACAGCUACGCGUCGCCCCCGCCGGCUUCAAAUUUUCAUUUUUCAUUGUUCAAAUUUUGCAUUUUAGGAAUGAUUUUCUUGUCGUGUUGUGCUUGUGGUCCUGGAAAACAAGAGCUGCAAUCUAUCAUGAAUUCAGAUAUUACACAUACACGCGGGUCGAAGCGCAUGAGUAAGAGUUUAUCCUGGACCAACACAUUUGCAACCGGAGUUGCACAGACAAACUUCGCACUUCCAGGGACUGUGCGGUUGUGCGAAAUAUCUUUUUGCAAGGAAGACUAACAAACAAUGUAGGGACGGCGGGGGCGCGAUUCUCGUAUUGCAUAUCUCUGGUGUCGCAGGUGAUGAGUCGUAUCACGAAUAGAGGGCCGUUCCCAGUGUACGAAAACCAUAAGAUAACAAGCAUCGAGAGCGUCGGCCAGUGGAGCGCAUUCCUGAAGGAAAACAACCAGGUACUACGAAGAUGAAACUUUUUCAUGAAUUAACGUAGGUCAUGAUGUGCUCUUUUUGGAAGAGAAUGUGGUACUUCGCAGCACGUGCACGGAGAGGGUGUGUCCAUGAUCAUAUUCAUAUUUCAUUGAAAAUGAAAAACAAAAAGAUAGAAGUUUUAGUUUGCACUCAAAUACAACGCAUCCAGGUUGUCGUAGACUUUUACGCCACGUGGUGUCCACCCUGUCGAAUGUGCGCAGUUCCUUACGGGAAGUUGUCAGAAGAAUAUGACGAGAAGGGGUGGAAGUUUGCAAAAGUUGAUGUUGAUCAGGCCAAAGAAGUAGCUUUCCGAGCGGACAUCAAGUCGAUGCCAACGUUCAAAGUGUACAAGGAUGGGAAGGAGAUUCAGCAGUUUCGCGGCUUCCAGCCUGGUGGCUUGAAGGAAGUUCUUGACUCCAUGGCAAAGAAGCAAAACUGAUCUGGCAGUUGUAUUUAUUUUAUUUUUCCCAAAGCCAACGCUUUCAUGCAUCAAAAAACUUCAUGCCCCUGCGUGGCCGCCCUCGCCACCACCAGCAGAGGACGGCUUUUCCUACCUAGUAGCAGACGAACCAUCAAACGACGAUCGCCAAGGAGCGACAUCCAACAGAAAACGAUACCUCUGUUAUAAUUCAAUAAUGCUGGUGACAUUGAU